Nomascus leucogenys (northern white-cheeked gibbon) is the source of this 4020-nucleotide messenger RNA. RefSeq names its product YME1 like 1 ATPase (gene YME1L1). Gene Ontology annotation, biological process: mitochondrion organization; protein quality control for misfolded or incompletely synthesized proteins. Gene Ontology annotation, molecular function: ATP hydrolysis activity; metalloendopeptidase activity; ATP binding. NCBI's taxonomy places the organism in Eukaryota, Metazoa, Chordata, Mammalia, Primates, Hylobatidae. The record is from RefSeq and is a predicted model, not a curated record. Gene Ontology annotation, cellular component: mitochondrial inner membrane.
AGUCCAAAGAGGGUAAAGGCUGUUCCCCCUUAAAAAACAGCUAAAGACCUUUCGGGACGCUGUUCCUUGUAAAUGUCAACUACUUCCGCGGGAAAGAACGCGCAGGAACUUGGCCUUGUGGGCGCUCACUUGCCCCGGAAGUACUGUUGAGUUAGGGCCUCGCUUUCCGGGGCGGAUUGUCUGUCGUUGCAGUCGCUGUAGGAAGGGGAGGCCAUUUUCCGUUUCUGGGAGGAGUGAGGGGCGACGGGUCGGAGAAAAAGGAAGAAAGAAGGGCUCGGCGCCUCCCCGCCGGGCCGUGGACAGAGGGGCACAGUUUCGGCAGGCGGGUGAGGUCGCUGAGGGCCCGCAGGAGAUGUUUUCCUUGUCGAGCACGGUGCAACCCCAGGUUACAGUUCCUCUGAGUCAUCUCAUCAAUGCCUUCCAUACACCAAAAAACACUUCUCUUUCUCUCAGUGGAGUGUCAGUUUCUCAAAACCAGCAUCGAGAUGUAGUUCCUGAGCAUGAGGCUCCCAGCAGUGAGCCUUCACUUAACUUAAGGGACCUUGGAUUAUCUGAAUUAAAAAUUGGACAGAUUGAUCAGCUGGUAGAAAAUCUACUUCCUGGAUUUUGUAAAGGCAAAAACAUUUCUUCCCAUUGGCAUACAUCCCAUGUCUCUGCACAAUCCUUCUUUGAAAAUAAAUAUGGUAACUUAGAUGUAUUUAGUACGUUACGUUCCUCUUGCUUGUAUCAACAUCAUUCAAGAGCUCUUCAAAGCAUUUGUUCAGAUCUUCAGUACUGGCCAGUUUUCAUACAGUCUCGGGGUUUUAAAACUUUGAAAUCAAGGACACGACGUCUCCAGUCUACCUCCGAGAGAUUAGCUGAAACACAGAAUAUAGCGCCAUCAUUCGUGAAGGGGUUUCUUUUGCGGGACAGAGGAUCAGAUGUUGAGAGUUUGGACAAACUUAUGAAAACCAAAAACAUACCUGAAGCUCACCAAGAUGCAUUUAAAACUGGUUUUGCGGAAGGUUUUCUGAAAGCUCAAGCACUCACACAAAAAACCAAUGAUUCCCUAAGGCGAACCCGUCUGAUUCUCUUCGUUCUGCUGCUAUUCGGCAUUUAUGGACUUUUAAAAAACCCAUUUUUAUCUGUCCGCUUCCGGACAACAACAGGGCUUGAUUCUGCAGUAGAUCCUGUCCAGAUGAAAAAUGUCACCUUUGAACAUGUUAAAGGCGUGGAGGAAGCUAAACAAGAAUUACAGGAAGUUGUUGAAUUCUUGAAAAAUCCACAAAAAUUUACUAUUCUUGGAGGUAAACUUCCAAAAGGAAUUCUUUUAGUUGGACCCCCAGGGACUGGAAAGACACUUCUUGCCCGAGCUGUGGCGGGAGAAGCUGAUGUUCCUUUUUACUAUGCUUCUGGAUCUGAAUUUGACGAGAUGUUUGUGGGUGUGGGAGCCAGCCGUAUCAGAAAUCUUUUUAGGGAAGCAAAAGCGAAUGCUCCUUGUGUUAUAUUUAUUGAUGAAUUAGAUUCUGUUGGUGGGAAGAGAAUUGAAUCUCCAAUGCAUCCAUAUUCAAGGCAGACCAUAAAUCAACUUCUUGCUGAAAUGGAUGGUUUUAAACCCAAUGAAGGAGUUAUCAUAAUAGGAGCCACAAACUUCCCAGAGGCAUUAGAUAAUGCCUUAAUACGUCCUGGUCGUUUUGACAUGCAAGUUACAGUUCCAAGGCCAGAUGUAAAAGGUCGAACAGAAAUUUUGAAAUGGUAUCUCAAUAAAAUAAAGUUUGAUCAAUCUGUUGAUCCAGAAAUUAUAGCUCGAGGUACCGUUGGCUUUUCUGGAGCAGAGUUGGAGAAUCUUGUGAACCAGGCUGCAUUAAAAGCAGCUGUUGAUGGAAAAGAAAUGGUUACCAUGAAGGAGCUGGAGUUUUCCAAAGACAAAAUUCUAAUGGGGCCUGAAAGAAGAAGUGUGGAAAUUGAUAACAAAAACAAAACCAUCACAGCAUAUCAUGAAUCUGGUCAUGCCAUUAUUGCAUAUUACACAAAAGAUGCAAUGCCUAUCAACAAAGCUACAAUCAUGCCACGGGGGCCAACACUUGGACAUGUGUCCCUGUUACCUGAGAAUGACAGAUGGAAUGAAACUAGAGCCCAGCUGCUUGCACAAAUGGAUGUUAGUAUGGGAGGAAGAGUGGCAGAGGAGCUUAUAUUUGGAACUGACCAUAUUACAACAGGUGCUUCCAGUGAUUUUGAUAAUGCCACUAAAAUAGCAAAGCGGAUGGUUACCAAAUUUGGAAUGAGUGAAAAGCUUGGAGUUAUGACCUACAGUGAUACAGGGAAACUAAGUCCAGAAACCCAAUCUGCCAUCGAACAAGAAAUAAGAAUCCUUCUAAGGGACUCAUAUGAACGAGCAAAACAUAUCUUGAAAACUCAUGCGAAGGAGCAUAAGAAUCUCGCAGAAGCUUUAUUGACCUAUGAGACUUUGGAUGCCAAAGAGAUUCAAAUUGUUCUUGAGGGGAAAAAGUUGGAAGUGAGAUGAUAACUCUCUUGAUAUGGAUGCUUGCUGGUUUUAUUGCAAGAAUAUAAGUAGCAUUGCAGUAGUCUACUUUUACAAGCUUUCCCCUCAUUCUUGACGUGGUGUAAUUGAAGGGUGUGAAAUGCUUUGUCAAUCAUUUGUCACAUUUAUCCAGUUUUGGUUAUUCUCAUUAUGACACCUAUUGCAAAUUAGCAUCCCAUGGCAAAUAUACUUUGAAAAAAUAAAGAACUGUCAGGAUUGAAAACAGCUCGUUUGAGGAAUGUCGGUUAUUAAGUUGAAAGUAACUAAUGAUUUUAUGUUUGGUUACUCUACUAGAUGUGAUAAAAAUUGUGCCUUUAGCCUUCUAUGUACAUCAGUGGAAACUUAAUUAAGAUGCAGUAAUUAUGUUCCAGAUUGACCAUGAAUGAAAUGUUUUUUAAUCUAAAUGUAGAGAAGUUGGGAUCAAAAGCAGUCUCGGAAACACACAGCCAGGCAUGUAGCCUUUUGGCAUGGUGCCGUGGCUCACACCUGUAAUCCCAGCACUUUGGGAGGCUGAGGCGGGUGGAUCGCUUGAGGCCAGGAGUUCGAGACCAGCCUGGCCAACGUGGUGAAAUGCUGUCUAUAAUAAAAUACAAAAAAAUAGGGCUGGGCGCGGUUGCUCACGCCUGUAAUCCCAGCAUUUUCAGAGGCCAAGGCGGGCAAAUCACCUGAGGUUGAGAGUUUGAGACCAGCCUGGCCAACAUGGUGAAACCCCAUUUCUACUAAACAUGCAAAAAUUACCUGGGCAUGGUGGCAGGUGCCUAUAAUCCCAGCUACUCUGGGGGCCAAGGCAGGAGAAUUGCUUGAGCCUGGGAGAAUUGCAUUGAGCCGAGAUCAUGCCACUGCACUCCAGCCUGGGCAACAGAGCAAGACUCUGCCUCAAAAAAAAAAUUAAAAUAAAUUUAAAUACAAAAAAAAAAAUAGCCAGGUGUGGUGGUGCAUGCCUGGAAUCCCAGCUACUUGAGAGGCUGAGGCACGAGAAUUGCUUGAACCCGGGAGGUGGAGGUUGCAGUGAGCCAAGAUCACAAGAGCCACUGCACUCCAGCCUGGGUGACAGAGUGAGACUCCGUCUCAAAAAAAAAUUUUAAAGAUUAUAACCUUUCAGAAAUGCUGUGUGCAUUUUCAUGUUCUUUUUUUGAGCAUUACCAUCACUCUCCCUAAUGAAAUGUACUUCAGAGAAGCAGUAUUUUGUUAAAUAAAUAUAUAACCUCAUUCUGAAUGAUGUCCCUCAUUUUGACUAUAAUUAUGCUUGGUUUCAAAAGCAAAAUUAAACAAAAAUCUGAGACCCCUCUGAAGUGAACUUUGUGUUACCCUGUGUCAGAAAUGCCAAGUUGUGUUUACUUUUCAUUCAGAUUUUGUGAAUAUGAACAUGCUGUUAUAGGAUUUACAGAUGAAUAUUUAACUCAAUAGAAAAAUUAUUUUAGAGCACAUUGUAUUGGUAUUACAACCAGAUUAUAUUCUUGACAUUGACUUUAUUAAAAUUAUCUACAAUUUCCUAAUAA